GAGUUCAUUUCAGCAGCUCAAUUGGUGUGGAUGAAGUAAAAGCCCUGGCUGCAUUAAUGACAUACAAGUGCGCUGUAGUGGGUGUUCCUUUUGGUGGUGCCAUGAUGGGUGUGAGGAUCGAUCCGAGGAAAUACUUGAAACAUGAGCUGGAGGAAAUAACAAGGCAUUUUACUGUAGAAAUGGCCAAGAAGGGAUUUAUAGGGCCUGGAAUUGACGUGCUGGCCCCUGAUGUCAGUACCAGGGAGCGGGAGAUGUCCUGGAUAACCAACACCUACACACACACGCUGGGGUACCGGGACAUCAAUUCCCAGGUGUGUGCGACGGGAAAGCCCAUCAGCCAGGGAGGCAUCCAUGGGCGACACUCGGCCACGGGACGGGGGGUCCUGCACGGCAUCAAGAACUACAUCAACAACACAGACUACAUGGACUGCAUCGGCCUGAGCCCCGGCCUCCCCGGCAAGACCUUUGUGCUGCAGCUGAGUGGCUUUGGCAAAGUGGGGCUGCACACCAUGAAGUACCUGCACGAAUACGAAGCCCACUGCAUCUGUGUUGGGGAGUUGGAUGGAGCUAUUUACGAUCCCAAAGGGAUUGGCCCCAAGGAGCUGGGAGACUAUGAGCAGGUCCACAGCACCACAGUUGCCUUCCCGAAUGCAGAGCCCUAUCAUGGCAGCAUCCUGGAGGUACCCUGUGACAUCCUCAUCCCGGCUGCUACUGAGAAACAGCUUACAAGGGAGAAUGCACCCUGGGUGCAAGCAAAGAUUAUUGCAGAAGCUGCCAACGGCCCCACAACACUAGCAGCGCAUGAGAUACUUCUGCAAAGAAACACCCUGGUCAUCCCAGAUGUGUAUGUGAAUGCGGGUUGUGUGACCGUAUCCUUCUUCGAGUGGCUGAAGAACCUGAACCAUGUUAGCUACGGUCGCCUCAGCUUCAAGUAUGAGCGGGAAUCCAGCUACCGCCUCCUGCAGUCAGUGCAGCACAGCCUGGAGCAGUGGUUUGGCAAGGCCAGAGGGGAGAUCCCCAUCAUCCCAUCCCCAGAGUUUCAGGCCCGUGUGACUGGUGCCUCAGAGAAGGUCAUUGUGUAUUCAGGACUGGCCUACACCAUGGAGCAGUCAGCCAAGCUACCUCAAAUUAUGACCAUGGCUGCAAGGUACAACCUGGGUCUGGACCACAGAACCGCUGCCUACCUGUGCGCUCUGGAGAAGGUGUUCACUGUGUACAACGAGGCCAGCUUCACCUACUGA
Molecule: messenger RNA, 1241 nt
Organism: Apaloderma vittatum (bar-tailed trogon)
Lineage: Eukaryota; Metazoa; Chordata; Aves; Trogoniformes; Trogonidae
Product: glutamate dehydrogenase 1, mitochondrial-like
Exons: 11
Biological process (GO): L-glutamate catabolic process
Cellular component (GO): mitochondrion
Molecular function (GO): L-glutamate dehydrogenase (NAD+) activity
Source: RefSeq, a predicted model, not a curated record